AUGGCCGCAGUGUUCUAACGAUAUACGGCUCAGAAUACUUUCUUUCCUCGAACGCAGCAGACGCGUUUUCCUUUUCACGUACUCUACAAAUCUGAGAGUCUUUUUGGCUUGAACAUCAUGGCGACAAGGAAUCUGUUGGCCAUCCUUCUUUUGGCCAGCAUCUGCAUGACCCAGGCAUAUCCGGCUUUGUUGCCCUACAUCUACAAUCCUUCCAAGCGUAGCAGUGAUACGACUUUCCCCCAAAUUGAAGACGAUGUCAGUGAACUGGACCAGUUGAGGAAUGAACCGGGAGCGGUGAUGGCCAAGCGGCAGCACGAUGGAAGUACCGCUCGCACCACCACUACCACCAAGAAGAGCGUCGAGGAGGUGGCCGCUGUUCCCGAGCCAGGUCCAAGUCCAAAUGCGAAUAUUUUGCCCGACUUGGAGAGGCAGUUAGAGGUGGCGACGCCUCUGAUCUCCACCACUACGACCACCAGCACGUCGGCCACCACCACUACGGCAACAUCCAAGGAGGAGGGAGAAAGAUCGCAGCUGGAGGAGCCGAAAACGCAGAUCAAAACCGUAGUGGAGCCGACGGCCCAUGCGAAGUGUAUAUCUACGAAACCACCCAAAAAUCAACAGGCAUUUUACGGGGCGGCUCGUCUAGCUUUUGGCCAAAAUCCAGAGGUGCUACCAACGACCACCACCACAAGCACGACUACCACUACCACGACUACGACGGCAGCUCCUCCAUCUGAAUCCGAGGCAGAAGGUCAGUCCCAAUCACCAGCCGAACUGGAUCCGGAAGCUAAAGAAGCAGAACCGGAAACGGAAACCGCUCCAGAUGUGGCAGGAGAACCAGUAGAGGCACAGGAUGCCGUCGGCGAGGUUGCCGAAACCGAACUGACCGCCCUGAAUCCACCCAAAUCCAAACCGAAUCACCAUGAAUCCAACAAGGAGACCAUCGGAGACAUUGUCUUCGAUGUGGUGGCCCGAACCACGGAGCGAAGAUCCAGCACGCCAAAGAUAACGGCCAAGACCGCCAAGAGCUUGCUGCGUAGUCCAAAUGGUCAGUACUCCUCGUUUGACAUGGCCCAGUAUAUUUUCUGGACCGGAGAUGAGACAGCUGUGGUAAAAGCAGUGGAAGAACUGGUUGAAGGAAAAGUGAUCACUCGGGAGAGCGCCUUGAAGUUCCUGCAGGACAUUCGGCUGGGAAUAGAGUUCCUGCAGCGGUCCUAUGCCAAUCGAAUUUUCCCCGAGGAGGUCCGCCAGAAUCAGUUAAAGCGCCACAGUCCCGCCAUAACCACGCCCCCAGCAUCCACGACGACCACAACGACAACAAGCACCACUACAACCACAGAAAAACCGUUCCCAGAAGUGCACGAAUCGGGUUUGGAAUCAGGAAUCGAGCGAGGCGCCGCAGGAGUCCUGCCCGCGAAGAACUUCGAUAGCUUCACCUUCUGGAACAAACUCAAAGUCUUGGACAGCGAGGCACAGCAAGACUUGAACGACUAUGACGAGGGUCGGGCCAAGAUUGUGGAGUACUUGUACAAUGAAUACUCCCUGGAGGAGAUCCUUUACAAGCUGGCAAAGGUGAUGUUUGCCCAAUCACUUUCGCAUGGCUCCGACGAGGCCCAGAUGGAGCUGCAGAAGCUUACGGAAUUUCUAGAGCGCGAGGGUAACAUGGGUGUCAUACCCGUCGACCUGCAAAAGAAAGUUUUAAGAGUUCUGCUGAGCGCAUUGUCGGACACUCUGACCGAACAUCCGGAGUUCCUGCCGGCGGCGCGGGUUAAUCUGGCCAACCCAUUUUACAGGCUUCCAAUCCAUGCCCCCAGCCAAUAAAGAUAGAUUGGGAGGCCAUCGCAGAUUAAUAGAAACCCUAUAAAUAUAUAUAUGUUAACCCGCAUAAUCCGCAUCAGCUAAAUGGCAUAUAUGGCAUAUACGCACUGAUCGGCGCUACUCUGGGGAGGCGCUCUCUCGGAUCUUCGAUCCAACUUGGCCCUAAGUUCAUCCGAUCGAUUGGCACCUUUCACCUUCGUUAACGGAUUAGCCUACGUGUAAUAUAGCAAAAGAUACUUAAGUGAUAUUUUCUGGUCAGGCGGAGUCGGUCGGCGGCAGAUGCAGAUGCAGAUGCACUUACGGUACGAUAAUAAAAUCAAAUCAACUGUCAAAAGACAAAGCAAAGUAACCGAACCAAAACCCAAAAGACAAAAGAUAAAAGACAAAACUGAUGAGAGAGACUUGCGCCCCUUUGAGCUUUUAAAAUUAAUAUAGACUAUCUAUAUGUAUAUGCCCACGGUAUGCAUACGAAUUGGCGCACUUGCUUAUAUUUGAUAUGAGUUUGUUAGUUAGACACAUUCAGAGGUUGAGACGUCGAGGUCGCUGGCAAAAUCGAUGGGCCGCCAGGAACGACCGAUUUGAAGCAGGAAAGGGCUCUGAGUCCGCCUAUAUCAGUAGCUAAUAUGGUUAAUACUUGUAACCGCUCCACAGACGAGCGACUUUCGUGAAUAGUUAUUAUUCUAUAUGUUGUCCCCCCUGAAUAAUUGAGCGUUACAUGCAUUAUUAAUGGAUUGGUUAAACGAUUGAUUGUGUUGCGAGUUACAUAUACGAUAUGCAAAUAAGAACUAGAUCCUGUAUCAACAAAUUAUCGAUUAUACACUCAAUAUACAUAAAUAUAUAUAUAUAUAUAAAAAACAA
Molecule: messenger RNA, 2676 nt
Organism: Drosophila yakuba
Lineage: Eukaryota; Metazoa; Arthropoda; Insecta; Diptera; Drosophilidae
Product: mucin-5AC
Exons: 9
Coding region: 118-1821 (567 amino acids)
Source: RefSeq, a predicted model, not a curated record